GAGGAGUGCGGGUGUUGGCUGCGCUUUCCAUAUUUUCUCUGUUCAUCUUCUUGUAUGUGUCAAAUAUUAGCACAAGUGCAGUAACAUUGGGAAUCAUGUUACCUCACGUCAGGAUGAUGAGUCACGUACAAAGUGAAGAUGACACCACUGAUUUGACAGCUCCCCUCCUGAAGGAAGCGAGCGAGGAACUGAAUACCUCCGAGGACCUGCAGCGGGCCAUCCAACUCACCAAGGAGCUGCAGGCGGCCAAGAGGCUGUACGAGGACGUGAGGAUCUUGUGCUGGGUCCUCAUGUAUCCGAAGGCGCACCAGACGAAGGCAAAGCACGUGAGGGCGACCUGGGGGAGGAGGUGCAACAAACUCGUUUUCAUGAGCACGGAAGACGAUCCGUCCGUUGGCGCCGUGGACGUCGGCAGCCGCGAGGGAUACACCAAGCUGUGGAACAAGACAAGGAGCGCCCUCAAGUACAUCUACGAGAACCACCUCCAGGAUUUCGAUUGGUUCCUGAAGGCGGAUAGUGACACAUAUGUGUUGGUGGAUAAUUUACGUUAUGUGUUGCAAGAUUACGACACCAACGACCCACUGUACUUUGGUCAACACUACAAAGUAUAUGGAGGAUACAAUACAGGAGGCAAUAUCAGAAAAGGACCAUCUGGCAACUCACCCCUGCCUCUGGAGAUUUCCGAUUCGCCAAUUAUCUUUUGA
Molecule: messenger RNA, 704 nt
Organism: Penaeus chinensis
Lineage: Eukaryota; Metazoa; Arthropoda; Malacostraca; Decapoda; Penaeidae
Product: glycoprotein-N-acetylgalactosamine 3-beta-galactosyltransferase 1-like
Exons: 6
Coding region: 96-704 (202 amino acids)
Cellular component (GO): membrane
Molecular function (GO): N-acetylgalactosaminide beta-1,3-galactosyltransferase activity
Source: RefSeq, a predicted model, not a curated record